AGUCCAGCAUGGCUGACUCGCAGUUGAUGCUGAAGCGGGGUCCUUUCCGCUCCACGUGGCUGCGUGCCCGCAAGACUCGGACACAGCUCGUUCUCAGCCGCCGGCCCCGCCGCCGGCUCGGGACCCUGCGCUGGUGCGGCCGGAGGCGCCUGCGGCGGCGGCUGCUGCAGGCUCAGGCAGCCGGCGCGGACUGGCGGGAGAGCGGCUGCCUGGUGUCGCGCGCGGCGACCCGGAGGCCCAAGAGCGCGGCCCCCAGCCGGGCUCCGGCCGCAGCCCCCGCCCCGAGCGGCCCCGCGAGCCUCCCCAUACCGCCGGUGCGGCCAGCCGGCCCGGGCCGCGCACUGGUGCUGCUGCCGCUGGAGCAGGGUUUUACUUUUAGCGGGAUCUGUCGUGUGACUUGCCUCUAUGGCCAGGUGCAAGUGCUUGGCUUCACCAUCGGCCAAGGCCAGCCUGCCCAAGAGGUCUUCUCUGCCUACACGCACUCGCGCUUGACUAUCAAUGCCGUUCAUUAUUCCAUGCCUGAGAAAAGCAAGAAGGAGAUGAAAAGGGAAGCCCGAGCUCUGCUCAGAUCUCAUCUUAAUCGGGAUGACAGAUGUUGGUUGAUGAAGAAUUUUUCUCCUCUGUGUUCCAUUGUGAUGCUAGAACAACUGAAAACCUCCACUGUGAACUUCCUAGUCAGCCAUCCAGGGUUAUCUUACGUUUUCGUACAAGAGAGUCCAACCUUCCAGAUUAACUCUGAACAUUUAGCCCUGAGGUCUGUUGGCAUUAGAAGAGAGAAGAAGAAAAACGGCCUUCGUUUGACAGAGAGUGCCCUGUCGGCCAUGGAGGAGUUGGUCACCGUGUCCUGUGAAGAAGUAGAUGGCUGCCCUGUCAUUCUCGUUUGUGGCUCUCAAGACGUUGGAAAGUCAACAUUUAAUAGAUACCUCAUUAACCAGUUGUUAAACAGUAUUUCCUGCGUUGACUAUUUGGAAUGUGACCUGGGACAGACAGAAUUUACACCUCCAGGUUGCAUUUCUUUACUUAAUAUUACGGAGCCAGUUCUAGGACCACCUUUCACCCACCAGAGGACACCACAGAAAAUGGUGUAUUAUGGGAAGCCGUCUUGUAAAAACAACUAUGAGAAUUACAUUGAGAUAAUAAAGUAUGUGUUCAGUUCCUACAAGAGGGAGUCCCCUCUCAUCGUCAACACCAUGGGCUGGGUGUCAGACAAAGGGCUUCUGCUUCUCAUCGAUCUCAUCCGGCUGCUGUCUCCCAGCCACGUCGUGCAGUUCAGCUCUGGCCGGAGCAAGUACAUGCCGAACCUGACCCCUGACUACGUGGACGACAUGGAUGGCCUGUACACUAAGAGCAAGUCCAGAGUCCGCAACAGAGGUUUCCAGCUGGCGGAGUUCACGGAGAGUUUGGAGUUUGCCGACGAAGAAAAGGAGAGUCCAGUUGUGUUCACUGGACAUAAACUGAUGUGUGUCCAGUCGGACUUUGCGUUUAGGAAAACUCCAAGAAACAGAGAGUCCCACAACAAGGUUCUUCGGGAUUUGGCGGUACUCGGUUACCUUGGCCAGCUGCAGCCUCCCGUGCCAAAACCGCUGUGUCCCUUACAUGGCCUGACGCCCUAUCAGGUCCCUUUCAAUGCGGUUGCGCUCCGGAUUAUUCACGCUGAUGUCGCUCCCACCCAUAUACUAUACGCUGUGAAUGCCAGCUGGGUUGGUCUUUGCAAGAUCCUGGAUGAUGUCAGAGGAUACGCAAAUGGGCCCAUCCUACUCGCCCAGACUCCAAUCUGUGAUUGUUUGGGGUUUGGAAUUUGUAGAGGGAUCGACAUGGAGAAGAGACUUUACCACAUCCUCACUCCUGUGCCCCCAGAGGAGCUGAGAAAUGUCAAUUGUCUGCUGGUCGGGGCCAUUUCCAUUCCACAGUGUGUCUUCAAGAGCCAGCGCGGGCUGGAGGGGACGAUACCUUACAUCACCACCGAUUAUAACUGUAAACUUCCUGGAGCAUCUGAGAAGAUUGGAGGGAGAGAAACCGAGGAGACGCGUGAAGAGAAAGUGCACCCAAAACCCAAACUCUACCGAAAAAUAAACUGAUGCUGACAUCGUCAGUGAGGGAAGGCGCUUUUCCCGGGAAAGCGGACCUCGUCUCCAGCCUGACGCCGGACUGAUGGUGGUGGCGGGGAGUGGCGCGCAUCUGUGGCAGACGGUGUCUCCUGUGCAACUCGUGGAUCUGGAGUCAAUUUAACUCUUUUGAAAGCUGCGUGACCUCGAGUUUUGCCCUAGUGUUCUGUGUGCUGCUUCGUACUUUCUGUCUGUUUUAUUUUCUAAAGGGUCAAAGCAGCAGGGAGAAGUUUGUACACCAUUAAAACAGAACACAGUCGGUUCCUCACAAAGCCCUUCAAAGACCUGGUUGUUGGAAUCCGAAUAAAAAUAGGGAAACGGGGGCCACAAAAAUGUACCAAAGAGGAAGGAAGGCUGGCCAGUGGGUUCGCAAGCAUAACAGGAUGCGGGGGCUCCCCUGGUCCUUGCCCGGCGAUGGCUGACAGGCAGGGGGUCCCGGCGGCAGGGUCUGCCUGUGGACGGUUGCCACAGGGGGGUCACGCUCAUCCCCUGCUCCUCUGAUGCCGUCCACACCCUCGUUCAUUCCCGUGGUCCAGUGUUCAAAGGUGUCCUUUGGUCUGUUCAGUGUAAUCAGGGUUUCGUAGAUAAAACGAUUGGACUCAAGAGUCAUUCAUCUUUUGUUUUUUCCCUCACCUGAUGACUUUAUGCUGAAAAAAUUGCUCUCAAACCCAGGACACCUUUCCUAGGGUCUCUUUAGAACCAGCUCGGUCCUCACUGACCUCUCGUCUUACUCUGAGGACGCACGUAGGCUGCCCUGGCACCGGGCUGUUUGGAAGAAGGACCAUCAGAGCAGCGCCUGGAAAGCCCCCUCUUGCCUUUGACGUCUGAACCGGACGGAACUUGCACCUGCGGACGACCUGGUUCCACUUAGCACUUUCUCUGUGGGGUUGGGUGUGGGGGGGGCGGCUUCAGGAGGCUGGGGGUGAUGCUGUUCUCCCGGAUGGCUUUGAGGGAAAUAGGGGAAACCCGUUCUUCAUCUUCUCUCUGGUUGUCACAAUUCUUGACCCUCCAGGGUCAGAGUGAUUUCAGGAAACAAGAACCUUAGGCGGGGUCACGUCAUUUGUCCAUUUAAAUCUGUGAGAGUCAUACCAAGGUAGCGUUUCACACUCGUGGAUUCAGCUUCCUACAGGCCACGUGGAAGGCUGGUUACUCGGAUGUGGGUUUUAACAUCCGUGUUCAUUUAAACGGUUGGUUAUUGUCCUGAUUCUUCAGGUGACCCCUCAGCGUCUCAGAGACCCAUUUUCCCACGUUCUCCCUGGAGCUCUGCCACCCCCCCCAGGGUUGGUUUCAACUCCCUAGAGACUGUUUAAGGUCUAACUUCAUUGUGUCUUGUUUAUAUUUAAAUUUACCUUGUGCCUGUUUUCUGUCUUGGUCUUGCCAAAAUUUUGACAAUCUGCCACCCUCCUUCCCUAGUUCCUUGAGUCUUCACAGUGACUCUCUGGGAGACACACAGUGACACACUCUAGGUUCCCGCUGCAGGUCUCAGGAGCAACGUAGGUGGUGCCCCCGGCAAUCCGGUCCAGGCAGGCUUGCCUUGGGCCUAAUUUCCUCCUCCCCUCAAGGGUUGUGCCAGGGGAGGAGGCAGGCCUUGUCACUAGAGGGAGCUGCCAGCCACUGGUCUGGUGGCCCGUGGGGCGAGUGCGGCCUGGAGCCUGCCCUUCCAGAGACGAGGGCUCCGGCAUCCUGGAGACUUGGCCAGCUCGGGGGGCCUGGUCAGACCCGCAGCCGUGCCGUCCACCCUGGAUGUCUGUGCCUGUGAUUGUUGAUGUCCGCAGCUGGGGCUUCUUGUCGUUUCUACCGUCCUCUGGUUCAGAAUAUGGUGGUAAGUUCCACCCUUGAGUUGUUUUUUUUUAAAUUAACAAAAACUCAGUUGUGUGUAUGUGUGUGUGUCUGAGUGUGUGUGAUUUUCAAAGUAGCACAUGCUUAUUUGAAGAAAACAAUAACAUGACUUAGAACUUGACAGCCCUGGCUGCUGAUUUUGGGGUUCUCUAAAAGCAGUUCUUUAGAAGGGAUCCCUCAUAGGAAAGAUAGAUGGGAAAGUAGGUGACACGAUUCUUGGAUUCUGGGGUUUUAGUUUGUAAACAAAGGUCAGUUCCGUGCUGAAGUGGUGGCCCUUCUAGAGCGUGGCCUGGGAUGGAGAGAGGGCAGGAGGACAGUCAAGCUGGCCCUGCAGGUGCCGUGAGUGUUUGCAAAGUCAGUCUGGAGGAGGCCUGCGGGGCGGGGUGCGGCCUGGGCUGGAACCCCUGGGACCAGUGGCUGCUUCCCUGCGGCACGGGGGGAUUUGAGCCCGAGGCGGGAGCACCCACUCGUGCAGGCCCAGGUUCAUGUGCUUGUGCCGGAGGGUGUUGUGUUUUUAUUUUCAUUGUCUAGUUGGGAGUUUUAUCCCUCAGGUUUGGACACGGCAAUACAGUGGUCCAGGCAGCAGGCUUUGGUAGUAGAGCUCUGGGUCGGAACCCUGAGGGCCCGCGGGCCAGCCGUGGUACUUCGUGGGGGAUACUCGACCUCAGCCUGCUGACGUCUUCAGAAUGCUGGUGUCUGUUCCAUGGGGUGCCUGCGUGGUGGGUGCGUGAGGACGGUCUGUACGUGGAGGGGCAGAACCCCAUCUUUGGCUAAAUUGUAAACUCUGAGAAGGCAGGGACCAAGAUUGUAUUCCUCAGUCACAUUGGGACGACGAAGAAACUAAAUGUUGAAAUCCGCAGCCGUCUCACCCGUCCCGCCUGCAGGCAGGUUCCCUCCACAGCACUUUCCAGCCCGGUGAGCCGUUGUCAGGGCGCCCCAGCGGGCCGGCUCCGGUCUUCCGUUAGCCCCAUGCCUGGCAGUUCUUCAGAAACCCCCAGGUAGCUGCUUUUAGAGUUGGACAAACCGUUUGCACGUGUAGAAAACGACUUUCAGUCACCACCAUGUAGGUAACCCAGGUCCCUGCCGUGAUGCUGUGUUGUCUGGUGUUUUUCUAAAUUCUGUGUGUCUUAUAAAAUUGGUGUCCUGCCGUAUGUGUGGUUUUUUAAUCCAGCUCUUUUCACUUCACUUGUGAACUUCUGUAUCAUUAAAUAUUUUUGAGAACAUGCA
This is a messenger RNA of Enhydra lutris kenyoni (northern sea otter), 5171 nucleotides long. Its product is annotated as nucleolar protein 9. Gene Ontology annotation, cellular component: nucleus. Bases 9 to 2078 code for a protein of 689 amino acids. Gene Ontology annotation, biological process: cleavage in ITS2 between 5.8S rRNA and LSU-rRNA of tricistronic rRNA transcript (SSU-rRNA, 5.8S rRNA, LSU-rRNA). Lineage: Eukaryota; Metazoa; Chordata; Mammalia; Carnivora; Mustelidae. The record is from RefSeq and is a predicted model, not a curated record. Gene Ontology annotation, molecular function: polynucleotide 5'-hydroxyl-kinase activity. The transcript is spliced from 12 exons.